Syngnathus typhle (broad-nosed pipefish) is the source of this 1771-nucleotide messenger RNA. RefSeq names its product SIX homeobox 7 (gene six7). Bases 64 to 792 code for a protein of 242 amino acids. The record is from RefSeq and is a predicted model, not a curated record. NCBI's taxonomy places the organism in Eukaryota, Metazoa, Chordata, Actinopteri, Syngnathiformes, Syngnathidae. The transcript is spliced from 3 exons. Gene Ontology annotation, cellular component: nucleus; transcription regulator complex. Gene Ontology annotation, molecular function: DNA-binding transcription factor activity, RNA polymerase II-specific; RNA polymerase II cis-regulatory region sequence-specific DNA binding. Gene Ontology annotation, biological process: eye development; regulation of transcription by RNA polymerase II.
CACCGGCCGCCGCUCAGCACUCGGUCCCGGUCGCUCGUACUGGGUUCUUCUUUUUUUGGCGACAUGUUCCCGCUGCCCAUGUUCACGGCCGAGCAGGUGGCCCGCGUGUGCGAGAACCUGGAGGAGACGGGCGACAUUGAGCGCCUCGGCCGCUUCUUGUGGUCCCUCCCGGCCGGGCAAGCCCUGAACCGCCACGAGUCGGUGAUGCGGGCGCGAGCCCUGGUGGCCUUCCAUCGGGGCAACUUCGAAGCGCUCUACCAGAUCUUGCAAAGUCAUCGCUUCACACGGGAGUCCCACGCCAAGCUGCAGGACCUGUGGCUGGAUGCGCACUACCGGGAGGCUGAGAGGCUCCGAGGCCGACCGCUGGGUCCGGUGGAGAAGUACCGCAUACGCAAGAAGUUCCCCUUGCCCCGAACCAUCUGGGACGGCGAGCAGAAAACUCACUGCUUCAAGGAGAGGACUCGCAGCUUGCUGAGGGAGUGGUACCUCCAAGAUCCUUACCCCAACCCAUCCAGGAAGCGCCACCUGGCCCAGGCCACGGGACUCACGCCCACCCAGGUCGGCAACUGGUUCAAGAACCGGCGGCAACGAGACCGCGCCGCCUCCGCCAAAAGCAGGCUGCCGCAGGACCCGGCCCACCUUCCCUCAGACCGUCCCCGUUCAUUGGUCUCCUCCCCGAGGAACUUGGGCAGCCCCGAGGCCAGCGACGGCAGCACGGGGACCGAGCACAGGGGCACCGGCGCCUCCACGCCGGACAUCUCGGUCAGCAGCGACAGUGAAUUCGACUCAUGAGAUGACGCCGCACGAAAGACACCGUGGACUUCUGGCGGGGGCUUGGGCCGUGCCAUGAUGUCACAAUUUCGAAUUUGGAAAAAAACAAAACAAAACAUCAUGCACUUAAUCAAGCUCGACAGCUAUCUCAAAAUAACGCCUCUCUGUUCUUGAAGUGUUUCUUGUUGCUCGAUCCGGCAGCACAGUGCCUGGCUCCGCAGAGGUGGCAAACGUACGAACAAUCUGUAUUUAGUAGAAGUAUGGAUACGCUGUAAAAAUAAAAAAAUAAAAAUAAAAAUUAGAUGUCCUCCGCCAGAGGGCGACAUUUCCCCGUUAGCGCUCUAGCUAAUUGAUUUUUAAUGAAGUAUUUUUAAUUUCGGUUAUAUACAUUAGUCAUUUUGUUAACUUGACAUAAUGGGGAAAAAUCAUUUCUGCACAAAAAUAGUUUCUCUCUUUUUUUAUCAACUUACAUCAUGUUUGUACUAUGUUCGUUUUGUUUUCAAUUGUCAAUUAUUUGACUGGUUCUUUUUAUCACAAACGAAAUAUUUAGCUUGCAUUACCUGACAUGUUUCAACUAGUACUUCCGCCUUCGUGACACUCUGAUGAAGGCGAAAGUACUAGCCGAAACAUGUCAGGCGAUGCAACCUAGAUAUUUUCUUUGGGAUAAAAGAACCAGUCAAAUAACUUACAUCAUGCGUAUACUUAAAUAAAAGCUCACGAGGCUAAACCAAAUCUUAUGAUACUUAUCCAGAAAAAAAAAGUUUGUUGUUGGGAGCUAGCAAGCUCCAAGCACAGUGAGCAUGUCACUGCCUUAAAAGGAACUCAGGGAACCACUGAUGUGUGUUGGUUGACCUGCUGACAUCAUGUGAUGUGUUGUUUAAACCGCGCCCGCUACGUCGAUGACACGAGGAGAGCCGCCUCGGAGACGUGGACCGCCACCGGUGGACUUUCCUCCGCAGCAUUUGAGGGGAAGAAAGAAAGAUGGUUUAAUGUCAAUAAA